AUGACAGUCAAACCGCUCACUCAAAAGCCCAAACCAAACCUUCUCCGCCAAUUUGCCAACUUCACCCGCACAGUCGCAGGUCUCGAGAAGACCUGCCGUCUCAUUCAAUCCUUCGCCCAAAUCGUAAUAGAACUCAAUAUUACCCCGGGCUCAACCACCACCGCGCAAUGGCAGACUACCAGAUCGCAACUGGCGCUGACGAGACGGUUUUUCCGCUUCUUCGCGUUCAUCGAUUGCUUUAACCAGGUUUAUGGGCUGCUUGGCGGGGCACAGGGUCUGGGGUUGUUUAUGACCUUGGUUGAGAUUGGGAGGUGGAGUUGCUUGGGGUUGUAUCUGGUGCUGGAGGACUUGACUAUUCUCCACGCGUUGGGCGUCCACCCCGUCGCCUGGAAUACGCCUGUCCUGGUCGAAGCCUUCAAAUUCUGGUUCUACUCUCUUGCAUUAUCCGUUCUUGGUGCUGUUUGGGGUUUACUAUUUACUUCCUCUUCAUCUGCUAGUAGUAAGACUACCAGCAAUGAGAAAAAGAAAGAGGACAAGAACGCCGAGAAAACGACACCCAAUACCGACAAUUCUCAAUCCAAGGCCCAGAGAGCAGCCCUCAUGAAGCGCAUUGUUGUCGACGGGUGCGACCUCCUGAUCCCGGGAGUCUUCGUCGGCUGGAUGCAGAUUAGUGAUUUGGUGAUUGGCGUGACGAUGGUGAUUAGCACGGUUGUUUCUGGGGGAGAUGCUUGGGUGAAGGCGCAGGGAUGA
Messenger RNA from Aspergillus bombycis, 750 nucleotides. Its product is annotated as PEX11 domain protein. The transcript has 3 exons. Gene Ontology annotation, biological process: regulation of peroxisome size; peroxisome fission. NCBI's taxonomy places the organism in Eukaryota, Fungi, Ascomycota, Eurotiomycetes, Eurotiales, Aspergillaceae. Gene Ontology annotation, cellular component: peroxisomal membrane. The record is from RefSeq and is a predicted model, not a curated record. The coding region runs from base 1 to 750 and encodes 249 amino acids.